AUGUCGACACAACCAAGGCCAAUCUUCAUCUAUGGCACCAUGUGUGCGCUGCCUCUUCUCUCGUGGGUCUUGACAGGCGACGCUUCCAACGUUGAUUCUGUAUCUGCUCUCGUUCGCCAAGCGAGAGUUAGCGGCUACUCACGAUUUUCGCUUCACAAUCGCGACUACCCCGCCGCCGUCAAGCAAGACAACAUAUCUUCGUCGAUCGACGGCUAUCUCCUUACCCCGCAAACGGCGUCCCAACGCCGGAAGCUGGACGAUUUCGAAGGCGAGGCAUACAUGCCAACUCUCGUUACUGUCACGAUCCUCGAUAGCAACGGCGAGCCAAGUGGGGAGACGGUCGACGCGGAUAUGUACGUCUGGAACGGAGACAUGGAGGCCGUGUCUUCAGAGCCUUGGGACUUGGACGCAUUCAUCAGAGAAAGACUGGCCGAUUGGAUCGACCUCUUCGAGGGGAUGGAGCUCGUUGGGGGAGAUCAAGACCAAUAA
Messenger RNA from Thermothielavioides terrestris NRRL 8126, 489 nucleotides. RefSeq lists its product as uncharacterized. Bases 1 to 489 code for a protein of 162 amino acids. The transcript has a single exon. The record is from RefSeq and is a predicted model, not a curated record. NCBI's taxonomy places the organism in Eukaryota, Fungi, Ascomycota, Sordariomycetes, Sordariales, Chaetomiaceae.